UUCCAUGUCGGGGAAUUUGGCAUUCUUGGUGCGACGAUGACUCUUACUAGGUAAUGACUGUUUCCUCAUUGACGCCUGUCAAUUCUUACGCUCAGCCAACAUCGUGCCUUUUUGCGAGAAUUGUUUAAAUCUUCGAAACAUUGCGUUGAAAGUGAAUCGCCACGCACUGCUUGUACUCAUCUCAAGCCAUAAGAGGGAGUAUUCGUAAUAUGCCCGUGAUGCAUAUCGCCAUUUCUACAUUAUUUUUAAGUUUACAUUCGACCAAAUGAUAGGUCUUUCAGCCAGAGUUUGUGAAUCGUAUUCAACAACGUUUUACACUGAAUCGGCAUGAUGAUCUUUUGCCGUAUAUAAAAGAGGAAACAACACCCGGAUGGAAACAUUAACCCGGAUUUAUAUAGCUAUAAUGGCAAUAUUCCCAUUCAAUUUGUAACUUCUACGAAUGACGCAUUUACGUUUCGAGAGUGAACCCUUCACUCAUGGCAGGAGGCUGGCAUUGCACCUGUGCCAUCACUUCGCGGUGAUUCUGGGCAUUCUUUUGGUGUCGCUCGGUACACCGAGAACAAGUAUAGUGGAACACGCGGCAUUGCGGCGGCUGUCUACCCACUGGACAGACAACGUGAAGUUUUUGACAGAGGCUGCUGUGGCCAACGUACUGCUCUCAACCCCAACCGGGCUCUUGACGGCCACGGGCAUAGAUAGAGUGUGCAAACGGAACACAGAUAUUGGGCCAUCAACUGUUCUUUCUGCAGGAGCUGUCCACACCCCUCAACAUCUGAUGCUUCCAAGUUUGUUAUUACACUAUCGUUCCAUAUCGGGCCACCUGAUGAAUUAGAAGCCCCAGGCAUGGAGCCCGAUCUUGAUUCGCUUGAAGUUGGCUAGGACGACGCUGAUCAUUUCCUUUCUCCGACGCCUUGGAGCAUCAAGAAACCUGAAAAUGGUUGGGCUGUGAACUCCGCCAAGAUCUCGACCGCUCAGCAGUACAGCUGGGGAACUGCUUCAGGAUUCAUGGUAUGCGCUUGAUUGCCGAAAGGCGAGCUUGCAAAGCGAUUGAGGAAGAUAAUUCCUCUAUUCUGGUACCACCGAUGGCUCUGAAGUAGCCAUUCCGGGCAUCUCUAU
This is a messenger RNA of Truncatella angustata, 1116 nucleotides long. RefSeq lists its product as uncharacterized. The record is from RefSeq and is a predicted model, not a curated record. Bases 440 to 832 code for a protein of 130 amino acids. The transcript is spliced from 2 exons. NCBI's taxonomy places the organism in Eukaryota, Fungi, Ascomycota, Sordariomycetes, Amphisphaeriales, Sporocadaceae.